AUGGCAUCGUCGGUUCUAGAAGGUUCUGAAGAAAAGAUUUAUGGCUUUAAGUUGAUGAGGUUGAUUGUUGAUGGAGGAACAGAGGUAUUGAGAAACGUCUUUUUAACAAUACACCCCGGUAAUUUGCAUGCUGUUUUGUCUACUCAUCAUCCUACACUUUAUUCACUGUUUAAAACAAAGAAAAUAAUCACGCAACCACAAUGGGAUAAACUGUACCCAUCUCCCCCAACAAUUCCAAAUAUUCAAGAAUUUGAUAUAACAUUACUUGUUAUCCUGUUAAGAAAUAUCUGUGGCUUAUCUCCACCUAGUACAGGCUGGAAUGCUAUGCCAGGUUCCACUGACAAUUCUCGUCAAGCAAAUAUUGUUCGUAUUAAGCUGUUUCGCAACAAUUUCUUUGGUCAUGUCCCUGGCACAAAUGUUAGUAGGUUAGAUUUUGAGGUUCAUUGGGUAGAGGUUGGUUCGACUUUACGUAGUUUGGGUAUAAAUCAAGUCGAAAUAGACAGACUGAAGGCUGAGCAAUGUGGAGAGGAGGAAGUAGAUCGUGAGAAAAGAAUGGAAUGA
Messenger RNA from Paramuricea clavata, 561 nucleotides. The record is from the annotation of a GenBank genome assembly. NCBI's taxonomy places the organism in Eukaryota, Metazoa, Cnidaria, Anthozoa, Malacalcyonacea, Plexauridae.